AUGGCAAAGUCGAAUAACGAUUUCCAGCAACUGGUGAAGGAAUGGUAUAGUGGAGAAGGAAAGGAUGCAAGGACGGGUGGGAAAGAGCUAUUUGAAGAAUUGAAGAAAUAUGUGAAUGAAUUUAUGAAGAAAAUAAAUGAUGUUGAUGAGGACUAUGCGCCAAUUGGAGAACAAGGAUGCAGUGACAUUGCAAUAAGUGGAAAAGAACUUACGCAGGACAAUGGGAAGAAAUGGUGUUCCUUUUUAUUACAGAAUUUAUGGAGAAUGGAAAUGUUGAAAAAGGGAAAUACGAACAUGGUUCAAUACAAGAAGGCAUUGCAAGAGUUUGUGCAAUGUCAGGUUAUGAGAGCAUGGUCCUACAUAUUCAAGGAUAUGUACUGUGAAGUCGACAAAAGUUUACCAGGAAUUUUUAGUAAACUUAAACAGUUAUGCACAACGGGGGGCAUCGCACUUGGCUGCGGUGCUCCCGCUUGUGAAUAUGGUCCUUUGGACCCUAUGGACGUAGGUAGUAGUAGUGUUCUUAAUUACAUUUUCGAGAAAAUGGGGAUCGGUAUACCAGUUUUCAUAAAAAAAUAUGGCAUACUAUUUAAGACAAAAUGUAACACUACUCAGGCAGGCCAGAAGACAUCCACUCAACUCGACGACUCUCAAAUACGAAGUCUCAUAGAUCAAAUAAGGCAAGAAAUACUUUCAGGAACGGCAUCUGUCUCAUCUCCCACGGCAAAGAAUCAAUACGAUGCAUUAGCCGAUGCAUUAGUUGCAUGGUUCGAAGAUAAGAAAAUAACAGUGGCAACUGACUUUAAGGAUAAAUUGUGGACCCAUCUGGAGAAAAUAUUCGAUGAAAUAAUGAUGAAUGUGUACCAGGACUUUGGAGAAAUUAGCACUUUGUGUAGUGGGGAAAAGGGAAAGAUUAACCUAAACUUCAAUGGGAAUGACAAAGAGUUAUGCAAGGCUAUGGUAAAAAUAUUCAUGUAUAUAAAUGGACUGAAAAUUGGGGGAUAUUUCAGAAUACAGGAACUGAAAAGUAAACGUGGGCAGGAAGACGUAGAUCCAUAUCUUAGAUGUCUAGUCGGAAGAGCAGCUUUAAUAAGGUGGUUAGGAGGUCACAGCAGUAAGAAAAAAGUUGCACAAACUGUUGUAAGAGCUGUAAAAGAAUGGCGUAAUAUCCAUAACGUACAGGAUGUCUAUCAGAAAUGUACCGAAUUAAAUAUUGGGACGACGAGCAUUGGUGGGGAGAAUAUAUGGCGCAUAAUGGAAAAGUGGGCUGAAGAUAAAAAAGGACCCAAGCUUAAGAGCACUUAUGUAAAGAGAGGUAUCCAGAAACUGGAAAAUGUAUACAAUCAGGGCAGACCUAAAGGACAUGCGAAGAGUCGAGCAAUGGCAGAUCCUCCAACUUCAAUAGAAGAGAAAAAGAUUUUAGCAGAAUUGUUUGCAGUACAAAAUGAGGGCCAGGUAGAAAAAUUAGUUCAGGACGCAGAAGCAGCAGCAGCUUCUGCUACUUCUCCUGGUCCAGGCGGUGUUGCUGGUGUUGGUACUCCGGCAGCAGCGAAGUCACCAACACCUGAAGAAUGCAUCAAGAACAACAGCGACAAAGACAAAUUGUGUGAACGCUUAAAAUGUAUGAAGGAUCUAUGGCUGAAAGCUACUGCAGGACAAGGGAACAACGACACAUUCUGGGGUCAGAAUGGUGAUGUUAAGAAAUUGUGGGAUGAAUUAGCAAAGAAAAUGAAGGAGACCAAUGGCAAUGGCAAAGUCACUGGAAAUGGACAAUGUGAUUCAUUUCCAACUGAAGCUGAAAAGACGGCAUGCAAAUAUUUGUAUGCGGGCUUCCAAGAACUGUACAAGGAUAUGUCGGCGACGCCGGCGCAGCCGGCGUCGUCGUCGAAUCCUUUGUUGGACAACCCAUCGUUUAGACAAACGAUGGGUUGUUUUUUACUUCACGCUUAUGCAAAACACAUGAAAGAAAAAGCCGUUUGUGAUAUUGAAAAGGGGAUAACACAGGCAUUUAAUGCAUGGAAGAAUCCGGAGAGUAAAGCUCCAACUGCUUGCAAUGGUUCCAAUGCCAGUGGCAAGGGACAAUGUGUCCCUUGCCAAUGGCAAGAAAACAUCCUUGAAACUUGCACAAUUAAAACAAAUAACACAUCUGGCAACACAGCGCCAACGGAAGUAAAGAAGAAGUUAACACAGGUCCAAUCCCAAAUUGAGGAAGACGCAAAUACCACCCUAAAGAACAUAAAUAAAAUGGAAAAAUUAUGUGACGGUUUAAAAUGUAUAGCAUCCCGAGUAAACUCAUCUACCACUCAGAACAACUUCUGGGAGACAGAUGUGAAAAAAUUAUGGAAAGAAUUGGUAAAGGCUAUGGAGGAGAAAGACACAAAUGGGCAGACGGAAUGUAAUCAAUUGGAAAAUCCGUCUGACAAGACGGCAUGCAAUUAUUUGCAUGCCGGAUUAACCAAACUGUAUCAGACAACGACGUCGUCAGGCAACAUCCUAUCCAAGCACCCGUCGUUGAGACAAGCGAUGGGCUGUUUAUUACUUCAUUCCUAUGCAAAGAAAAUGAAAGGCGAAGCGAAAUGUGUUAUUGAUGCUGGUAUAAACAAAGCUUUCAGUUUGUGGAAGGACCCAAAGGAUAAAGCAUCUUCCAUUUGCAAUGAUAAUGGCAAUGACAAGGGACCCUGUGUCCCUUGCCAAUGGAAUGAAAAUGGGAACUUGGAAAGUUGCCUUCAGAAUAUUACCAUAAGAAGCACAACCCCAACGCAGACUGCAAAGGACAAAGUGGAAGAAAUGGUCGGAGGGAAUGAACCAAACACUAAGUCCAUCAUAGAGAACAUAAAUACCAUGACCACUUUAUGUGAGCAUAUGAAAUGUAUAGCAUCCCACUUAAGUUCCACAAAUGCAAAACAAAAUGCGGACACAUUCUGGGGUCAGAAUGGUGAUGUUAAGAAAUUGUGGGAUGAAUUGUCCACAGCAAUGAAAGGGAAAGAGAAUGACAAUGGAAAUGGAGUUUGUGCUGUGAUGGGAGAGAAUGGCAAAACUAGAACACCCACAGAACCUGAAAAGAAGGCAUGCAAUUAUUUGCAUGCCGGCUUCACCAAACUAAAAGAUAUUACAGCGAAUGGAACUUCAACCUACUCAAUCCUGUCCGAACAUACAUCGUUCGUCCAAACGAUGGGUUGUUUCCUUCUUAAAGAAUAUGCAAAACAAAUGCAAAGUCAAUCCAAAUGUGUUAUCGAUUCCGGUUUAAAGGAAGCUUUCAAGUCAUGGAACGAAAAUAAAGGAACUUCUUGCACGGGCUACCGCCCGUGCAUUGAAUGCACAUUGGAAGAUAAUAUUGGCAACUGCACAACAGGCACACCCCAAACGCCAGUAAAGGACAAAUUAAAAACAGUACUACCUGCGGACGGUGACCCAAAUCUAACUACCACCCUAACGAAAAUAAACGAAACGAAUUCUUUAUGUGAAAAACUCAAAUGCGCUGCACCCAAAUGGUUCCAAAACCAAAUUAGCGGUGGUAGCGGUGGUACUACUACUAAGAAGACUUGGAGCACAUUUUGGGAGAAAGAGGUUAAAGAUCUGUGGGAUGAAUUAGCAGAAGGAAUGAAGACAAAUGGGGUUACUGAUGACAAGGGAAAUGGAUGUGAUCGAAUGGAAGAGGGCACCACCGGUUCCACUGCCAUUGGCAGAGAUGCCACCAACCCUGAAAAGAAGGCAUGCAAUUAUUUGUAUGCCGGUCUAAAGGAACUGUACAAGACGAAUGGGGCGACGGCGACGUCGUCGUCGUCAGGAACCAUCAGCCUGAAGGACAACCCACUGUUAAGACAAACAGUGGGUUGUUUAUUACUUCACGCUUAUGCAAAGAAAAUGAAAGAAGACUCUAAGUGUGUUAUCGAUUCUGGAAUACAAAAGGCAUUUAAGGCGUUUAAGGACAGUAAUAAAUCUUCAUGCACGAACGGCAGUUCGUGCAUUGAAUGUGAAUGGAAUGAAAAAUUUGAUGACUGUACAAUUACGACAAGCGGCACCCAAACAGAGAAGAUAGAAGAGAAAUUAACGUCAGUACAACCCGAAAUUAUCAAAACCUCAUCUACCACCACCAAGGACAACAUAAACCUAACCCCAUCUUUAUGUGACCAACUCAAAUGUGCUGCCCCCAAAUGGUUCGAAAACCAAAACAAGCUAACAGGGAGCGGUGGUACUGGUACUGCUAACAAGACUUGGUGUGACUUCUGGGGGAAGGAUGGCGUUAAAUCAAUAUUGCAGAACAUGUUCAACGACAUCGAGGAUAAAGGAAAGAACAGCCCUAAUAAAACAAUAUGUCAACACUUUGGUGAUGGUAAUGAACAUAGUGUUGAAAGAAAAGCUUGUAAUCAUAUCACAGCAGGAUUAAAAUACAUUAAACAGAUUCCAAAUGGUGGUAGUGGUCCUACCUCCCCGCCUAAUGAACAAUACAAGCAACUGCUCGCACGAGCAGUUGGUUGUAUUGCUCUUAACAUGUAUGCUGAUGAAAUAAUUAAAUUGACGGAUAAAAAUUGUCCCAUUGAUGAGAACACAAUACAAAAAAUGUUUGAAAAAUGGAAUGAAAAUAAUUCAUGUUCGGUUAAUGGUGGUAGUAAUAAUAAUAAUUGUUUUAAAUGUCAAAGGGAAGAAAUUUCUGCUAAUUGCCACCUGAGCGUCGCAGACGCUCUGGUGGAAAAAAAUCAAAAUGUAAAUUGCAAUACUAAGGCAAAUGAAGUGAAGAUUAAAAUGGAUGGUCUCCUCGAGGACGGCACCAUCAAAAUGAAACCAACAUUAUCCACCAUAAAUAAAAUGACCACUUUUUGUACCCGUCUACAAUGCGCAGCAAAACAAUACCACACAAAAAAGAAUAAUAUACAAAGCAGCGGAGUGAACUGGAAUGACAUGAAUGAUCACAUCGAUAAAGAAUUGAAGGCACUUCUAAAACAAAUGAUGGACACUACCAAUCAGGAGAAAGUUGCCAAAUACUGCAAUGACAGCAACAACAAUUGGGAUAAUGGCACUAAAGAAGGCAAAACGAAUAAAGCAGCUUGUUUGCUUUUUGCUUCAGGAUUAAAGCACAUUUAUGGCCGCGGUAGGGGCCACGGUAAUGGCCCAUCGUUUGGACAAACGAUGGGUUGUUUAUUCCUUAAAGAAUAUGCAAAACAAUUGAAAAAAAUGGCAAAAGAGAAGAAAAAACAUGAGGUACAUCCUCUAUGUAGCAUAGAGGAGGGCAUAAACUACGCUUUUGGUAAAAGUAAAGACAUUAUGCAAGAAAUACUUCAAUGCGACAAGAAUGGUACUAAUUCUUGUUUUGAAUGCACACAAAAAGAAGACGAUUAUAAAUAUUGCCAAAUUGGCAAAGACAAAGUACAGGACAAAGUUAAUGAAUUGUUCAAAGAAAAAACGAGGCAAGGUCAUAUGAAAAAAAUACUAGCGAAUACACUUUGUCCCAUCCUUCCUAUGGAUCUCCUUACCCCUUUUCUUCCUUUGGCUCCUGUUUCUAUUGGCCUUUCUGCUAUGGCUUAUUACCUUUGGAAGUAUUUUGGUCCUCUUGGUAAAGGAGGACCACGUUUCCGAAGAUCUCCUACUGAAAUUCCGGGUCCAUCAGUACAGGAACAAGUCCUCCGUCAUGUGGAUGAAGGUGCUGCACAUGAAUAUCGAUUGGUGAAGGAACGAAAACCUCGUUCUGCUCCAACGAGAACGAAACGUUCUGGUCCCGUGAAUCGUCGAACGAUUAUUGAAAUUCAUUUUGAAGUGUUGGAUGAAUGUCAAAAAGGGAACACACAAUUGAACCAGAAGGAUUUUCUGGAACUUUUGGUUCAAGAGUUCAUGGGAUCGGAAUUUAUGGAAGAAGAACAGGUUUCUAAGGAAGAAGUUCUUAUGGAAGAUGUUCCUUUGGAACGUGUUCCUAUAGAAGAGGUUCCAAGUUUAGGUUCCGGGUUAAUGGUUUAA
Messenger RNA from Plasmodium knowlesi strain H, 5946 nucleotides. RefSeq names its product SICAvar, type I. The coding region runs from base 1 to 5946 and encodes 1981 amino acids. Lineage: Eukaryota; Apicomplexa; Aconoidasida; Haemosporida; Plasmodiidae. The transcript is spliced from 10 exons. The record is from RefSeq and is a predicted model, not a curated record.